AUGACCUCAAAGGCCCCUUCGAGGCGGCUAACGGAUAUCCUGCGCAGCAACAGCAAAGAGACGCUGCUGCGCAAUGCCGCCGAGUUGGCCCGGGUCUCCGCGUCGGUCCCCGCGGAUGACUUGCAGACCCGUUUUCUCCGCAACAUGCGUCUCAUUAGCCCCAAGUCGCUGCGCCUGCUCUGCGAGGACGCCGUGCUGUCGCGCUGGUUCACGUUCGCAGUGUACAAACCACCCUUCUGCCCAAUGCGCCGCGCGGAGGCCGACGGGAACUACCACCGUGUCUCGGUGGAGUCCUUCGUGGAGGCGGCGUUGCGCUCGCGUGCGGUGCAGCCGGUUCUGCAGCGUGAGCUGCGCCCAGCGGAGGUGCGGGUGCGUGUCAUAAAUGACGUGGACGUGUACGCCUCCGGCCCGGUGGUGGUGAGCGUGGCGGACCGGCACGCCUUCGCGACCUCCCUGCAGGACGUGACGAUGCGCUACGACGUCAUUGUGGCCGGUCACUUGCCGUUGACGGAGCCGCGCGCGGUGGAGGCCGGCAGCCUUUUUGCCCUGCCGCGCGGCGACGGCUGCCGUGACCUUCGCGCCGCGCCGUCGUGCGUCUGCACGCACCAAGUGAGGCGGAACGCGUACUACUCGGUGCACCCUGUCAGCCUCUUGGAGUUUACCAUCACGGCGCCCCCCACCCCGCUCCCCCCGCGCCUGGAGGCGUUUGUUCGCGAGCACCUCGGCAGCUUCGUCCUGGGCGACCCCGACGCCCCGGCGCCCGCCGGAAAAAUGAGGCGUCCGGCGAGGACCCCGCCACGUUCCACGACGGCCGCGGCAGACGCGUCGCAGGCGGCGGCGAAGGCGUCGUGGAACGUCGCCGCCAUGCAUGGCGACUGCGACUUCCCACGGGUCUUUACGCACCUGCGCGAGGUCAGCAUUAACGCCGAUGUGGCGGAUGCCGCCGGCGGCGUUGCGGCAAAGAAGUCUAUUGAAUUUCACUGUCGCAAGUGUUUUGAGCCCAUUCUCCAGAGGGAGCGCGUCUAUAGUCUUAAGGGGCGGCGGAUCGGGCUGCUUGACGGCUCCUGGACACCAGAGGCCGAGUUUCUGUGA
This is a messenger RNA of Trypanosoma conorhini, 1092 nucleotides long. RefSeq lists its product as uncharacterized. Lineage: Eukaryota; Euglenozoa; Kinetoplastea; Trypanosomatida; Trypanosomatidae. The record is from RefSeq and is a predicted model, not a curated record. The transcript has a single exon. The coding region runs from base 1 to 1092 and encodes 363 amino acids.